Molecule: messenger RNA, 4108 nt
Organism: Epinephelus fuscoguttatus (brown-marbled grouper)
Lineage: Eukaryota; Metazoa; Chordata; Actinopteri; Perciformes; Serranidae
Gene: bmpr1ba
Product: bone morphogenetic protein receptor, type IBa
Exons: 13
Coding region: 556-2187 (543 amino acids)
Biological process (GO): dorsal/ventral pattern formation; cellular response to growth factor stimulus; protein phosphorylation
Cellular component (GO): signaling receptor complex; plasma membrane
Molecular function (GO): SMAD binding; transforming growth factor beta receptor activity, type I; ATP binding
Source: RefSeq, a predicted model, not a curated record
GUGUGACCUCGUGUGUGUGUGUGUGUGAGUAUGGAGAGAGGGAGGGAGGAGGAAAAGCUACAACUCUGGCGUAGAAGCAGACCGACCCGCAUCUGUACCCGGAGUACCGACAGUUUAAACUCCUCUCCAUCCAGAUAAGAAACCAAAGAAAGUAAACCGAGGGAUUGCAGAGCUGUGUUGUCAGCCUCAUCUGUGAAAGGAAAACUCAGCUUACAUCCACCUUCAUCUACAGCUGGGCUGCUACUGUCAGACUGGGUUGGAGGACAAUCAACUGCAACUGCUGCUGCCGCCGCUGGUGUGUUUUGUGUGGUGUGGACUUUCUCACGUUGCGGUGGACACACACUCUCUCACACACACAGGAGCUUGCAUGCCCGGUACUCCCCCUCCCACCUCUCUCUCUCUCUCUCUCUCUCUCUCUCUCUCUCUCUCUCGCUCUCUCUUUCUGGCACAUACAUACACACACUCAGAGGAAGAGGCAGUGUGUGAGCGGCGGACCCUGUCGUGUGGAGUGUAUUGAAGAGUGGAGAAGAGAGGAGCGGAGCGGCAGACUCUACCAUGCCAGUGCAGGGAGAAAGGCUGAAGCGCUGUGUCUCUCUCUGUCUCUGGAGCCGGAGUCCUUUGCUGCUGCUUGGACUGUUCUCUCUUCACGCACAGGCUCACGGCAAUAUAUUGGACAGUAUGCUGCUGAGAGCAUCCAGCAAGGAGGCAGUGGAGAGUGGGAAGGAGACUAGUGGCAGCACAGCUCCUGCUUUAUCCUCCCAAAGACUACUGUGGUGUCACUGUUAUCACCACUGCCCAGAAGAUUCAACCAAUAAUACAUGCAGGACGGAUGGCUACUGUUUUACCAUGGUGGAGGAGGAGGGAGGGGUACCAGUCCAGACUGCAGGUUGCCUCGGGCUGGUCGGAUCAGAAUUUCAGUGUAGGGACACAGGGAACUCACGCCAACGGAGAUCGUUGGAGUGCUGCACAGACCAAGAUUACUGUAACAAAAACCUUCAUCCUACACUGCCACCGCUCAAACCACCCCUCUAUGUAGAUGGAAAGAUCCACCACAUGGCCUUGCUGAUCUCAGUCACUGUGUGCAGCAUUAUACUGGCUGUCAUUAUUGUCUUCUGCUACUUCAGGUAUAAGCGUCAGGAGUCUCGUCCUCGCUACAGUAUUGGUCUGGAGCAGGAUGAGACCUACAUUCCCCCUGGAGAAUCUCUGCGGGACCUGAUAGAGCAGUCACAAAGCUCAGGCUCAGGCUCAGGGCUCCCUCUAUUGGUGCAGCGAACAAUAGCCAAGCAAAUCCACAUGGUAAAGCAGAUAGGCAAGGGGAGGUAUGGAGAGGUGUGGAUGGGCAGAUGGAGGGGAGAAAAAGUGGCUGUUAAAGUUUUCUUCACCACUGAGGAGGCCAGUUGGUUCAGAGAGACUGAGAUUUACCAGACCGUCCUGAUGAGACAUGAGAACAUACUGGGUUUUAUAGCUGCUGAUAUUAAAGGAACCGGCUCCUGGACUCAACUCUACCUAAUCACCGACUACCAUGAAAAUGGCUCUUUGUACGACUACCUCAAAUCAACCACUCUAGACAAUAAAGCCAUGCUGCGACUGGCCUACUCCUCCGUAUCAGGCCUAUGUCACCUCCACACAGAGAUCUUUGGCACCCAGGGCAAACCUGCCAUCGCCCACAGGGAUCUGAAGAGUAAGAACAUACUGGUGAAAAGAAAUGGGACCUGCUGUAUAGCCGACCUAGGGCUGGCAGUCAAGUUUAUCAGUGACACCAAUGAGGUAGACAUCCCUCCCAACACUAGAGUCGGUACAAAGCGCUACAUGCCUCCAGAGGUUCUGGAUGAGACUCUGAACAGAAGUCAUUUUCAGUCGUACAUCAUGGCUGACAUGUACAGCUUUGGGCUCAUUCUCUGGGAGAUUGCUCGGCGUUGUGUCUCAGGAGGGAUCCUUGAAGAGUACCAGCUGCCGUACCAUGAGUUAGUUCCUACAGACCCUUCAUAUGAAGACAUGAGAGAGGUGGUCUGCAUCAAGAGACUACGACCAUCCUUUCCUAAUCGAUGGACCAGCGAUGAGUGUUUGAGGCAGAUGGGGAAGCUGAUGACAGAAUGCUGGGCCCACAACCCGGCCUCCCGCCUCACAGCCCUACGGGUCAAAAAGACACUUGCCAAGAUGUCAGAAUCGCAGGACAUCAAGCUGUGAGCUGGCACUGCCAGGUGUGUGUUUACACACAAAGAAAGGGCACUAACAAUCACACUGACUCUGGUCAGGGCCACACAAUUCUUUUUUCCUGGGAAAAGGAGUUGGGACAGGAAGUGAGAUCAUCACUCGGAAAUCGAAGGAUCACAAGAACUUUGAGAACUUCGAACCUCUACAAUCCAAAUGCCCCUUGAAAAAGUUUAUUACAGGACUGCAGGGGUUAAAACUAAAACGAAUCAAGACAAUCUGGUCCCAUGUGACCCUGUUCUGUCAAUCAGAGAAGAUGAGACAUUUUCAUUUCAGACUAGUGAGAGGACUCUAAAACCAGGUUCCUGUUCACAUGCUCCAAAAGCCCUGGAGAAAGAGAUUGAGUUUAACUUGGCACUGUAGCUGCAGAAAUACGCAAACAAGCUACUGACCAGUGAGUGGAAUAUUAUAUCACUGCUUUCUGUGAAAGCUUCCCUACCUGUAGAUGAAGGUCCGAUUGAUAGAACGAAAAAGGACGUGCUUUAAGGCAAUCUGUUAUUGCAGCAUGACACCUCCUUUCAAAACACUGUCAACCCACUACUGCCUUUAUGUUGUAAUUGGAUUGAACACACGUUUGUCACUCUUAAAUUGACUGCUUUUGGUUACGAUGACUGACACCAUGUGGCAGACAGAAAGUUUACUUCUGAGGCUUUAAAAGUUUUGUUGACACUGAAGAAACCGUACACCUGUAUUUUUGAGUUGUGAUGGGAUAUGAAAGUUUCAAAAGCGCAUUUUUCGAUGUAAAACUCAAACUCUUCGAGAGUCUUUGUGAAAAAUAAAGUUUAUAUGUCCAAAUGAAUCCUGGAUUGAGGCUCUACACGCCUCUGUGUUUCCUUGCCCUGCGUGAGGAGAAGGGGCUUUACAGUAACGGAGCGAUUGAAGCAGAAUGGUGCCACCCGUAGGUGCUCUGUGGCAAUUACAGGCAAUCAGAAAAUGUUGUACACUAGCUGUAGUGGUGACUUCUUGCUUGAUGAUGUAGUGAUCUAUUAUAAACGUGUGGAAUUGUGCCUGUGUUAGUUUAGGGGUACCACAAGUCAUUUGUCACUGGGGACUGCUAUCAUUCAGACACUCUCAUGACACAGAGUUGCCACCAUAACAAGGCUAAUAAUGGAUACGUGUGUGUGUGUGUGUGUGUUAGGCAGCUGGACCAGGAGCCUUCACUUAAAAUAUUUAACACACAGACACACAGUAUUGUUGAAAUAGCAACUGGUCCUAGAAAACACCACCAGCCAUCCCCAGACUAUCACCAUUAUUACCCAGUGGACAUCACGCAGUCACUUUCUCCCCGACCACCAGGCUGCCUCAUACAUGUAAAUUAAAGUCCAUGUUGAGCUGAUUCACCAUUUGCAGCUGUCACACUGAAAUCAAAUGGCACCCAAGUCAUUAAAAAAUCCAUCAUCCGGCUUCUGUCAGGUGAGUUUCUCCACUGAUUCAAAUUCUCACAUGGUAGCGAGUAUUAGGAAGCUUUAACAGCCUCACUGCCGCAGUAUGAAAUGGUUCUCAAGGUAAAUCUGGACACCUUUCAUCAUCACAGUUAGCAGGCUGUUAGGUCUUCCACAGCGGCCCGCCAUCACAUCCAUUCGUUUUUAGCUUUCCUUAGUCCCAUUUGUAAAACCCUUAACUUUCCUUCAGGUCAGUAAGUUCAUUUCUUUUUAUAUCUCUACCAGCUGAAAUAAUGGGAUGCUCUGUCACUGCUGAGUGUGUGACGGAUUUGUUGUGUUAUACAUGCCCUUUCUUUCCUCUUGGGUGUUGUGCCUUAUUUAAUCUGUACCUACUGUAGUUGUCUGUGAGAGAAAGUGGUGUUUUUAAUUCAGUAAAAAGGUUGAACAUUCCCCUAAUAAAGUGUUUCACUCAUCCACAUGGCUGAUGCACAGUUUGUGGUGGCCGGCUGAGAUGC